Molecule: messenger RNA, 2097 nt
Organism: Drosophila obscura
Lineage: Eukaryota; Metazoa; Arthropoda; Insecta; Diptera; Drosophilidae
Gene: ZC3H3
Product: zinc finger CCCH domain-containing protein 3
Exons: 4
Coding region: 130-1944 (604 amino acids)
Cellular component (GO): nucleus
Molecular function (GO): metal ion binding
Source: RefSeq, a predicted model, not a curated record
GGCAUCACUAGGAAACGAAAAUACGUAACAAAGGCAUGCCAUAUAUAUUUUUGACGUUUGUUUAAUUUGGUUUGUUAAAAGGAUUAACAGAGACUGCAAUUACGGAGCGACCGAUAAGUGAAUAGCAAAAUGUUGCCCCACCUGAGCACCGAGGAAAUCCUGCCGUCCGCAACGCGCAAAGUGUAUAUUAAUCCCAAUUUUCAGAUGGCUCUGCAAGGCCGAAUUGCUCAUCCGUUUCAGCCCCUGCAACAGCAAGAGUCGCAGCCACCGCCACCGCUACCGCCUGCCAUCCAUAUAAACCCGCACUUCCUGCAACGCCAGCAGGCUAUGUACGAGGAGUAUCGCCGUCAGGAGCGGAUCCAGGAGAUGCAGCAACAGGUCUGCGUUCCGUUCUACCAAGAAAGGGCCGCCGCCGAGGUGACGCCACAUAUUCCCGCCAGCACGACGCAGGCAAAGAUCAUAAGUAAGGCCAGCACUUGCCUAGUGCGGAAGGCGCCCGUUAAGGCUGCCCCGCUGCGUGUUCCCUCUCCCGUUGUUGUUGUUGUGCCCCAGCCGCCUCUGGUCAGCAUAUCCAAACGGAAAAUCGUGCGCCAGCCAGCUGUGAAGCCAACGCCCACAACCACGACUGCACCUCCUGCAAAGCGCACAAAAUACAAGCUGGUGCGUGCCAUUUCCCUAACGUUUACGCCCCUGGUUAAGAAGCGACGCACCCUGGGGGACUUUGUGGGCCAAUACGCCCUGCAGCGUACCAACGAGGCGGAGACAGCGAAAAAGCCGAGCUCAAAGCCGCAAGUGGUUAAGGCCAGCGUUAACAAGUCACUGAGCAUGGUCAGCAUACAUGGAGUGAUGUACAAGAAGAUAUCGAAGAACAAGCUCACCAAACUGGAUGCCCGAACAGGAGCUGUUGCCAAGUGUACGACACCCAGGACCGUCAAGCGAACAUUGUCCGGCCGCACUCUGCUUGUCAGCGGCAACAAGUUUAUCAUCGAUCCCUCGGGCUGCCGUCUAACCAGAGUGCCAGCUGCCAUCGAGGCAGCAUCGUCAUCAACAACAGCUGCCAGUGGUGCAGCCCAGCUAAAUGGAAAUAGGACCACUCUCCGUCGCAUCGAUAUCGGUGGCCUGACCUAUGUGGCCUCGGCCAAGACCAAGAACGUGUUCAUACGCACCACGAAUCAUGUGUCGCGCGCCCACUUGAUUACCGCCAGGCAACGCAGUCUGACGCUGCUCAACAAGUCGCUGGUGAAGACAAAUGUGCCGUGUGCCAUUUACCAGAAGCUCGGUAAAUGCGCGGCGCACAGUCGCGGAAAGUGCCGAAAAUUGCACGACAAGCGACAGGUCACCAUCUGUCCAAGCUUUCUGCGCGGCGAAUGCACCAAAUCCGACUGCCUGCUGUCGCACAAUGUUACGCUGGAGAAGAUGCCCGUCUGCCGCUACUAUCUGCGAGGCGUCUGUGUGCGCGAGGACUGCCCCUACCUGCACAAGAAGCUCAGCCGCAAUACCGAGAUCUGUAUUGACUUUGUGCGCGGCUAUUGCUCGCUUGCUGCCGAGUGCAACAAGCGUCACGAGUUUGCCUGUCCCGAGCUGGAGCGCAAGGGCACCUGCGAGUUGGCCAAGUGCCGCUUCUGCAAGCAAACCUCAAAGCGGCUGAUAAAGCCCAAGCCCAGGACGAAGAGAAAAUCUGUCAGCAUUCAGGAGACUCCACAGACGACUGCUAACCCAAGCACGGAGCAGCCCAGUAGUUCCCGUUACUUUAGGUGCGAAGGCGAGCAGACGACCCAGGACGAGUCCUCUGCCGUUGACCAGCCAAAUGGCGAUAGCAUAGAAGAUCUGCCCGUGGAGGAGGAGAAGACGUACGCGGAUAUGGAUACGGAACCAGUUAGCUUCCGUCGACGACCAAAGUUAGGGGCACUGCCUGCCUUCAUACCGCUAGGUGAUGGGGAAUGAUAAGUGUGAUGUAUAUAUGUGACGAUUCUUGGACCCAACGUUUCAGGUACAAAUCAAUUUGGUUAAGUAUGGUUCUAUAGUUUAUUCUAGGUCCUCAUUUUUAUAGUUUAUUCAAUUUGAUUAUUACGAAAUAAAGAAAUAUAUAUUUGCUUA